Molecule: messenger RNA, 3607 nt
Organism: Colletotrichum scovillei
Lineage: Eukaryota; Fungi; Ascomycota; Sordariomycetes; Glomerellales; Glomerellaceae
Exons: 2
Coding region: 1261-3261 (666 amino acids)
Molecular function (GO): DNA-binding transcription factor activity, RNA polymerase II-specific; RNA polymerase II transcription regulatory region sequence-specific DNA binding; protein binding
Source: RefSeq, a predicted model, not a curated record
CUCAAAUCACAUUUUCCAAACCACUUGCCAGACGAGCUGUCAUAAAAGAUGCUCGUCUCCUCCGCCCAUUUGCAAUACAUGACACUCCUCCAGAUCUCCUCCUUCUUUUUUCUUCCUCCUCCUCGUCCUCCUCUCUCUCCCGGCCAUUACUACACUAUUAGGUGUUUUGUUCUCUCUGUCAUUCUGGACCCAAACUUGAACAACAAAACGGCAUCCCGCAAUCAAAAAGCAACCCGUCGUUUUCGCCACUAGCAGCUCGGCUCGUCCCAACUUAUCUAACCUACCUUACCUUUUACCUUGCCUGCUGCUUGCUUUAGUCUACCUACCUACACUACCUACACAACUAGCUACCUGCGGCUACGGAGUACGGUACACAUAAUACCUAGGUUGCAUCUCCUCGCAUACCCUCGACGUUUUUCUUCGAGAUUUCAGCCAACCUUCGUUCAACGUCCGAGUACAUCCACUACGUCAGGUCAUCUGUGUCUGCAUGUACCUCAAACUCAGACUACCUUAACCUCGAGGGAACCGCGACGUUUACAAACCCCACCAACGCCCAAAAAAAAACCUCCUCUACUACCACCACCACCACAAAACGGUCUCGUUCUGACCGGCUUGCGCCCUCUCCGCACUAUCCAUCAGCUUGGAUAUUCUACUACACCUCGACCUUCAGCCCCCCGUUUCUCCUUCUGCAGUAAGCCGCACCGAGCUGCCAACUGUCACUUGAACACCUCCAGUCCGCAUUUUCCUCACUGCGCAUACCUGCCUGGGUACGACGCGACGCAAUACCGUCCAUACUCGGCACUCCUGCUACCCUGCGCCAGUCACAUAAGUCGAGCCCGCCGUUUUCACAGCCCCAGCCACUCUAUCGGUAUAGCCCGUGAGAGUGAGACUGACAGCCUUCGCUUGCGACGUGAAAGCGCAAUCUGUGUCCCACGCCCAGCAAACCAUCGUGUACUACACUCAACCACAAUCUGAGAGAAACAAUCGCUCUGCUCAGACCCGAUUGAUUCCCCAGACGUAUUAGAGCUGCCGCUUAAGAUAAUCGAGCUUCCCUUGGACGCGGCCACUGAUUCGACGCCUUGCGGUAUUGAGGAUCCACCAGGCUCUCCGCGGCAUUCAAGCAUUCUUUUAAAGCAUACUCGUCUUACUUCGCAGCCGAUUAAGACUCCGGACGACGUACGAGAGAGCCGGACGUAAUUGCGAUUCAAUCGGACAUAUAUCCCAGACCUUGUUUCAGCCACGAGCCAACUGUUCUUUGCCAUGGAGCAAACGUUCAUGACCAUUCAUUCCACGGACCCCAGCGCUGCCAUAUUAUUCGUGUCCGACUCAGUCUACGACAUACUGGGUUAUACCCCCCAGGAAGUGCAGGGAAAAUCAUGCUUUGACUUCUUUCACCCCGACGAGGUACCCUUCGCUCGCUCUAUCCACAGUCGCGGUGUCUUGCUGGACAAGGCAGCCGUGCUUCACUAUGCUCGCAUCAUGGCCCGCGAUGGCCAGUGGGUGAGCUGCGAAUGCUGCUUCACUGUCGUCCACGAUGUCUUGGUUGCCUGUACCAGUAUUUAUCGACGAGACGAAAAGAGUCACAGACGAGCUGUCGAAGCACCUCAGAUCCGUCGAUUGUUCUCAAGCUCCCCUCGGGAUCCUCGUUACCACAUGCUGGAGCAUCUCUCACCCAAAUUCAGAAUGCCCCCCGUGGAACGCGAGCCCCGCGCAGCUCUCAUUCUCAAUAGGUUCACCCGCACUCUGACCGUCAUGUUCGCCACCAAUGCAGUCUCGUCGAUUCUUGGCGUUAGACCCGACCAGAUCAAAGACAAGAGCUUUUAUGAGUGCAUACAGGAAAACUGUCUGCCGGACGCCAUUCGCUGCUUGGAAAGUGCAAAGGCCAACGACUCGAUUGCCUACUUGAGGUUUUGGUACAGAGACCCGCGUCGGCCUGAGGAUUUUGACGAUGAGGAGGAAGACGAAGAGCACAACAGCGGAAACUCCAGUGACUCUGAUGGCGGAGGCGUCCAACUCGAUGGUCGCAUGGAUAUUGACGAUGAUGACGGUCCUGUCAUCAAACAAGAAGACCAAGGUCGCCCGGAUAUGUCGAACCACAGCUCUGCGAACCAAACAGCGACUACAAACGCCUCUGGCUCGAGCAACGAGACGCAGAACACUGCAGCUACUUCCGCCCCCUCGGCCGACGGAUCAGCCGCCCAGGCAUCGACGCCCGCGGAACCCCUGCGCAACCGUCGCCGGGAACCACCCCAGGCCUUCGAGCUCGAAGCUGUCGUGUCAUGCACGUCCGACGGUCUUGUCGUCGUCAUUCGCAGAGCACGCCCUCCAAUUCCGGCACCUCACCCGCCGUUGGUUGUCCCAACCUACACCAAUGGUCUCUUUGCGGCGCCUUGGGGUCAUCAUCCCAUCCGGCCUCAAGUCCCCCAGGAAUCCCUCUACAAUUUCAGACCACCUCUCAUGCCUCAGUACAUGCCUUUGCAAGACAACGUCAUGGCUGCUGGGGGCCCACCUGUAGACCAUCUCAUGAGCUCCAUCAGAGAUGUUGCCGUUUUCGCCUGGGCAUUGGUGGGAAUCAAUGGCAACCUCGCGACAUACACGCGAGGCAUGCCGCGCGGCGAGUCUAUUCCAGAUAGUGGCCUCCCUAUAUGGGAUCCCAAUGCGGGGAGUGCUUCUUUACAUGGACCGGAAAACCAGGCGGUUCGUCGGUGGACGCAAUACGACAAGGAAAAGACAUUUGGUCCGCCCUCGGCGGCAUACCGACAGUCAUACAACCAAGGCAUACCAUCCGGGUAUAGCCAUGUGCCUCAGAUGGGCAGUUACAUCUACUCUCAGCCGGCGCCGCCCACGUGGCCCGGCUUACAGCCUGCAUACACAUCGGCGUAUGACCCCUACUCGAGGAACAACCAUCAUCGAGAACAGCAACAUCAGCAUCAUCAACCGCAGCCUCAUUAUGACUACCAGCCUGGUCGUCAGCAGCAUCAACCGCAGUCACAGGGUUUUGGUCAACGAGAAGCACUGCAAAAUCAGCCAUGGGGCGAGAUACCCCCACCGUAUAACGGCCAAGGCCAGGCGAACGGUCAUUCCAAUGGACAUGCUGGCGGGCAUUCGAACGGACAGCCCAAUGGCCAAUCCAACGGGCAGGCUAAUGGGCAGGCUAACGGCCAGUCCAACGGACGUAUUGACGGACAUUCCGGCAAUGGUUCAAAUGGGUCGGCAGGGCCGAAUGAUCCAUCUCAUGGGUAUCGCUACCCAUGGCAGUAGUUGAAUCACUCGGACUUGGGAGACGACAGUAUGAGGGUGGCCAUCUUACACUGAUCGGAGCGCAUUGGCGAAAUCCAAACGAACAGAAUGUGAUCAAUUUGGGAGAAUCAAGUAGGCAGGAGGCUUUUUGAAACCUCUCCAAGGAAGUCAGUAAUGGUCGGUGACGAUAAGGGGGAAAAAAGAUUGGGGUGGGUUUCGGAAAGGGGUUGUGUGUACCAGGCAUCGGCGUUCCGCGUUUUACUAGAAACGGACGGUAAAAAUGAAAAGAUACCCCGCGAGGCGAAAUGAAGGCCAUCGAGCUCGCAAAGGAGGAGAAUGUUUGUAUAUAGAAUGUUUGGCAGCAGGG